GACUGCAAGAAGAACAAGGGCAGUAUCUUGAAAAACUCGGUGGAGUAUAUCUGCGCUCUGCGUGCGGAAAACUCCUGCUUUGGCGAUCUUCGCAGAGAGGCCAGCUUGGCGACUGGAGUGAUUACAAAGCUGGUGAAACGUAUCCAGGAUCUAGAGUCUUUCCUGGCUCCCGAGUACCUCGCCAAGGUCUCCUCCACUGACUACCAGACGCAGUUGCAAGAGUGGGCAUCCACACACGAAGCCAACCAACAGCGCAUCAACACUGCGCUUUCUUCACCGGUGCCUCGACCGGCGCCCGUGUCGCUAGACACCAGCGAGUCCUCCCCCGGCAUGUCCUCAAUUGGAAAUGAGGAUCUGGGCUAUCCCGACGCCAAAGGUGUUACCUCGGGUGAGUCGGAUACCCACACUGUCGGAGGCCUGGGGAGGUAG
Messenger RNA from Dibothriocephalus latus, 429 nucleotides. Lineage: Eukaryota; Metazoa; Platyhelminthes; Cestoda; Diphyllobothriidea; Diphyllobothriidae. The record is from the annotation of a GenBank genome assembly.